GAGGGAGGGAGCGAUAGUACGACGCACGACUCGAGCCCGGCUGGUCGUGUCAUCUACGAGCUUUGGCGAAGCGGGACUCGAACUCGAUGUUUGCCGAACUUUUAAAAUUCGAAUUCUAGAAUGAAUAUUCGAAUUACACGUUGAAAUUUUGAAUUUGGAAUUCUAAUAACAUUUUUGUAACGAAUUCUAUUAUGACUAUUCGAUUUUGGAAUAUAGAUUAAUAUUGUAGUGCAACCUAGUGGAUUGUAUAUAGUGUAAUGGUAAACAUGUAAAUUAUCGAUGGUGUGAAAAUUGUACAUAAUUCCGUGGCAGUAUGGUGGAUGCUGGUGUUAAUGAGUGCGAUAACACCGUGAAUGGAAGGAACCAAUUUGUGUUACUUGUAUUUGUGCAUUUACUUCUUAUUGGACUGAAUGGAACUAAUGCCCAAAACCGAGCGCCGCGCAUCAAAGAGCAUCCGUCCAACACAGUCUCGGGCCGCAGCGAGCCGGCCACCUUGAGAUGUGUGGUUGAAGGUCGACCUAAACCCUUUGUGCAGUGGUUUAAAGACGGAUUUCCCUUGCCACCAGCUGAAGAUGGACACAGAGUGUUGCUAGAAGACGGGCUGUUAUUUUUAAGAGUGAAUAGGGGGAAAAGAGACAGCGACGAAGGGAUUUAUUGGUGCGUGGCACGCAACAUCGCCGGCGAAGCAGUUAGCCACAACGCCUCCCUAAACGUAGCUGUUCUUAGGGACGAAUUCAGAGCGGAGCCGAGAGAUGUGCAGGUUUCCGCAGGCGAGCCUGCGUUACUGGAAUGUUCACCUCCUAGAGGAGUUCCAGAUCCUUCGGUUCAUUGGCUUAAAGAUGGUGAAAAGUAUGACGUAGAAGUUAAUGGAAGAGUAACAAUAACCGAUACAGGCAAUCUAAAGAUCUUAGAAACAUUACCCUCAGAUAGCGGCUUGUUUAGAUGUGUAGCUUGGAAUAUAGCUGGUGAAAGGCAAUCAAGAGCGGCGUCAUUAAUAGUUAUAAGGAGACCACAUUUUGUUGUAAAACCUAACAAUGUAACAGCUCUAUUGGGCCAAACGGUAGAAUUUAACUGCCAGAGUUACGAUGCAAGUGUAAAAAUAUCAUGGAUCAAAGAAGACGGAGCGUUGCCUUCCCAUGCCACUAUAAUUCGCGGGCUAUUAAGGCUGGAACACGUGUCCGCGACCGACGCCGGCGUCUAUUCCUGCCGUGCAGAUAGCCACGCGGGCACGAGCAUCACCAGCGCAACGCUCACCGUUUACUCUUUACCACACUUCACGCAGAUACCGUCCAAUUUGACCGCAUGGGAGGGAGAUGUUGUGUCUAUUCCGUGCGACGCUAAAGGAUUGCCAACGCCGACCACUUUUUGGAUAUUAGAGGGCAACCAGGAUUCCUUGCUUUUCCCUGAAUGUACGAAAAGCAACACGAGUUUACUUUACUUGGACAGUGCGAGGGCGGAACACAGCGGUAGGGUAAUUUGUACGGCUGUCAACGCAGCUGGAAGCAUCAUGCAAGAGGCUUACCUUACAGUAUUGAAGAAAGGCAAUAAUGAAUUGAGAGAGCGUACAACGAGUCACGAAUUGAAUAUUGAUUACGAACGGGACGUCCAUAUGACUGAAUACGAACUUGUUCAAGCCAGAAAGUAUUUACAACAAAACGUUUUAGUUUUGAAGCGCAUUGAAGCGAUGUCGUCAUCGUCGUUAAAAGUUGUUUGGGAUGUGUUAACUGACUAUAACGAGUAUCUUGAAGGCGUCAAAAUCUGGUACAAUGGCACUACACUGAACUGGCGCAAUGCAACAGAUGAAGAUACAACGAUAAUAAAUUCAUCUCAUUCAGAUUCCAUUCUGUGCUCAAAUGGGUCUCUCAUGAACGUCGACAACAGUGGAUCGUCGAGUUAUAUACUAACAGGGUUGAUGGCGUAUACACAAUACGAUAUAUUCUUGAUGCCAUUCUACAAAAUGUUGCUCGGUAAACCAUCGAAUAUGAUGUUAGGAUACACUGAAGAAGAUAUACCACUGGCACCUCCGCAAAGCGUGACUGCUGGUGUGAUAAAUGCAACGUCGGCGUGGAUACGAUGGGAGCCGCCGCCAGCGAGUACCUGGAACGGGGAACUUACUGGAUAUUUGAUAGAAAUACGUGUGAGCGGUAGCACAGGCGGCCGAGUGGUAGGUCAGAUGUCACUGGGUCCGCGGACGCGCGCGGCCACUGCUAGCGCACUGCGUACGGGCGGGCGGUACAGCGCGCGCGCAGCAGCCGUCACGCGCCGUGGACACGGGCCCUUCAGUGCGCCCGCGCAGAUCCACAUGCUCCCAACGCAGUCUCAGCGACACUAUGUUCAAACUGAACCGCCGAAAGACUCGAAUAUUCCGCACAUUCUGCAAGAAACCUGGCUUCUAGUACUAGGGCUGACGUUACUAUCAAUGAUCGGUAUAGGAGUCCUUAGCAUUUUUUACAUCAAACGCCGGAACAACAUACAAAGAAAGAAGUCUACGGGUCAAUCGAUUGUCACGGCGCAACAAUGCUUGUUAAAUAAAGAUACAAUUUGGUUGCGCGACCGGCCAGUUUUCGGCCCACCGAAUGACACCAGUUUGGAAAUGAACAGUUGCCAUCAGAGUCUUUUGCAUGGUGGACAAUCAACAAGCAUAAUGAGCGUAGAACCAGAAUACAGUCUUCCACAAAACUCAAUCCAGGCUUUAGACGCAUCCAGCGUGGACAGAAUACGCCGCGGGCCGCCCGAACCGUACGCCUCCAGCGCCAUUUACACAGAACUCAACUUCAAGGACAAUAACGACAUCGGAGACCUGAGAAACUGUCCAGAAAGACGAUCCCAUAACAACAGCAUUGUUAGAAGUUGUAAUGGGAGUAUUCAGUACUCUAAUGGUGAAUGCUCGACUUGCUGUCAUAGUACCUCGAGCAGAUCCACCAAAGACUAUAGAGAACCGAGGCACGAGACCGUUCAUAAUGAGAUUAACGUGUUAGAGGAUGAUUGUGCGUCGUGCCAUACCAACAGAUCCGGAUCGAGGAGCAGACAGGACAAAAGCAAAGUGUGCCCGGCCGCCAGUGAUUUAGAGUACGACUAUCCGCAGUGGCACUGGCUAGGAAGGGAGAACAGUUUCAAAAUUCCCAUUCAGACGAGUAGACACUCGAACGUAGCGAGGUCGGAGCAGGGCUGUCAAAUAAAUCUGUGUGAUAUACUGCCACCGCCGCCGUAUGAGAGUCCGGAAAACAAACAAGGCUACGGUUCAGAUAAACCUUAGGUUAGAACAUAUUCAUCUAAGUUUUCAACGCAAAGCAAUAAUCAAUACCUAUCGUUUUAAAUGUUAACUGUAAGUUAUAGAUACAGGUAGGUUUGUAGUUUUGAUGGAAAUUGUCUUUAACGAAACGAUAAGAAACAGAAAAUUGUUGUCAAACAAUGAAGUUAGGUGUAUGUAGUUAAACAGUUUUAGGAACCUGUAGAUAUUGAAAUUUGAUAAUUGUUAUUCGUAAUUUAUUCCUAAUCUAUAUUCUAGUCACCGCUUAUAGGACUAGCUUUACCAUCGGUAUUAACAUUAGAGAUUAUACUGUAUUCGUAACUUCUUACUCUUUUGUAUGUAAAGUUCUGCAAAUUUCAAGGUUGUUUAUAAUACGACUGUUAAAUCUAGAAGUAAUGGCCCGCGUUUCACUGCCAUAUAGGUACUGUUAGAAUUAUUAGAAUAUUAGUUGUAUAACCUUUGACUGUGAUAUUUAUAUUAAAAGUCAUGUAUUAGAAGUAAAUGUAACCCUUAGUAUAAUUAAGUAUGCGAAUUGAAUCCUUUCCCACAAUAUGCUAAUUUAGCCAGCCAUGUAAUUUAUACGUACGUAUUCAAGAGUUGCCUGAGCAACAAUUUUAUCUACCAUCGAAAUAUUUUCAGAAGCCGUUGUGUUUAUAUCCGAUAUAAAAAUCUCAAAUAAAGCAACUUUAUCAAAA
Messenger RNA from Manduca sexta (tobacco hornworm), 3945 nucleotides. Its product is annotated as neogenin. The record is from RefSeq and is a predicted model, not a curated record. Gene Ontology annotation, biological process: homophilic cell-cell adhesion; axon guidance; dendrite self-avoidance. Bases 314 to 3256 code for a protein of 980 amino acids. The transcript has 15 exons. Gene Ontology annotation, cellular component: plasma membrane; axon. Lineage: Eukaryota; Metazoa; Arthropoda; Insecta; Lepidoptera; Sphingidae. Gene Ontology annotation, molecular function: cell-cell adhesion mediator activity.